CUCUUUUCCCUCUUUUUCAGCUGGUUUCUCUUUGCACAGAGUUUUGGUGAAUGGGGAUGUUGAGAGCAGAUAAGCCUUUCUAAGUAUUUUUCCACAGCUGGCUGCUGUUUUCCAGUAGAGCUUUUUCCAAAUGGAGAUAUUGAAAAGACAUCGCAGUCUAUCAGUUUCCUCUUGCAGACAUUUCGCCGUCAAUUUCUCAUUAUCUUUCCAUUCCUUGCCAUCAUCCCCAUCAGAUCAAAACCCUCCGAAUGAAACCUUAAUCUCAUCUGUUGUUUCGAUCCUUAAAGAGCAGCGCUCAAAGAGCCGAUGGAACUUCAUUAAAUCCCUCUAUCCUGAUGGUUUCUCCCCUAGAGAGGUUUCUCAAAUUAUCCUCCAUAUCAGAAACAAUCCCCGUCUUGCCCUCCGGUUCUUUCUCUGGUCAGAGAGGUCGAUUUGUACUCAUGACUUACUCUCUUACUCCACCAUCAUUCAUAUACUUGCUAGAGCUCGCCUCAAAACCCAAGCACAAUCCUUAAUCCAGACUGCCAUUCGAGUAUCUGAAGUCGACAACUUUGAUGACCCAGAAAUUUCGUCAAAGCCUCCUAAGAUCUUUGAAACCCUUGUGAAGACAUACAGGUCUUGUGAUUCGGCUCCUUUCGUUUUUGAUUUGCUGAUCAGGGCAUGCUUGCAGGCGAGGAAAAUUGAUCGAGCAACUGCGAUUGUUUGGCUGUUACGUUCCCGUGGGAUUUAUCCUACAAUCAGCACCUGUAAUUUGUUGAUCCGGUCGGUUUCCCAAUUAAAAGGGUGUGAUGCUGGCUAUGCAUUUUACAGGGAGAUCUUUGGGUUUGAUGAUGAAAUUAGGGGUAAAUUAAAGGUUACUGUUCGUCCAAAUGUGCAGACUUUCAAUACAUUGAUGCUUUCCUUCUAUCAAGGUGGGAUGACAGAGAAGGUACAAGAGUUAUGGGUUGAAAUGGUUGAGUUCAAUUGUUCUCCAAAUGUAUUUUCUUAUAGUGCUUUAAUGGCGGCAUUUUGUGAUGAAGGCAAGAUGACAGAAGCUCUAGCUCUCAAAUUAUGGGAAGAAAUGCGGACAAAACAAAUUGAUCCUGAUGUUACUGCUUAUAACACACUUAUUGGUGGUUUCUGCAAAAUUGGGCAAACGGAAAGGGCAGAACAAAUUUUCCGAGAUAUGGGAUUGAAUGAAAUUGAAGCAACUUGUCUAACUUAUGAGCAUCUGAUUAAAGGAUACUGUGAAAUUGGGGAUAUCAAUUCUUCAGUCCUUUUAUAUAAGGAUAUGUGCAGGAAAGAUUUCAGGCCAGAGGCUUCCACGAUCGAUAAAGUGGUACAAGUGAUGUGUUGUGGUGGUCGGGUCAAUGAAGGUUUGAAUUUUCUGAGGAAUGCCAUGAAAAGGCAAGAUUUUUUUCCAGGUAUAAAGAGCUAUGAACUUCUAAUAAGAGAGUUAUGUAAAGAAGGUGAAAUGGAAGAAGCAUUGCAACUGCAAUUAGAGAUGGUGGGGAAAGGUUUUCAACCAAAUUCAGAGAUCUAUGGAUUUUUCAUUGAGGGAUACAAGGAACAGGGUAAUGAGGAAAAAGCAAGAGAUUUGAUGAAGGAGAUGGUUGAAAUUGGACUGCAGCGGCAAUUGGAUUAAGUUUUCUCAGCUCUUUUUUAUUUGGGUUGCCGGGUUGGCUACUUCUUACUCAAGUCUUGCUGGGUUGGUUACUUCACAGUCUUGCUUGGUUGGCUACUUCUUACUCCAACUGAUCCAACCUUCCAAGACAAAGUUUGGGAAUUCAUGUAACAGGGUUCUCGUUUUACUCUCUGGUCUAGAUUGGGAUUUUUCUUUUUAAUAAUUUUUAAAGAAAAAAAAUGUUGUUUGGUCGUGUGGCCCUUGCGCCUAGACACCAGAAGGGACAAAAUUAAUGCUUCAUCCACCAUAGUUCUCAUUGGUCCCGUGUUGGUGUUAAGGAUAUAUAGCCAGUCAGUGAUAUUUUGCCAUUUUUUUUUUUUACAAAUUUUGUGUAAAAGUGUAAUUGUUCAAGCUUCUUGUAUAUUGGUGUACAUCGGGUUGUGCAAUUGUGCCAUUAGCAAGAAUAAAUCUUGACACGAAUGUAUUCCAUAUAAUUGCAGCUUUUGUCCAAA
Macadamia integrifolia is the source of this 2115-nucleotide messenger RNA. RefSeq names its product pentatricopeptide repeat-containing protein At2g15980. Gene Ontology annotation, molecular function: protein binding. The record is from RefSeq and is a predicted model, not a curated record. The coding region runs from base 131 to 1624 and encodes 497 amino acids. Lineage: Eukaryota; Viridiplantae; Streptophyta; Magnoliopsida; Proteales; Proteaceae. The transcript has a single exon.